AUGGAAAUUUCAGAGCCCAGCAUCGGCAUUUUCUACAUCAGCAAAGUGCUGGCUCUGGCCCCCUAUGCCGCCAGUCGGAACUCCAAGGGCCAGGUGGAAAUCCGUCGCAGCUGGAUAUACACUAUCUACUCAGCCACCUUGACAGUGGUAAUGGUUUGCCUCACCUAUCGGGGGCUGCUGUUCGAUGCAAACUCGGAAAUACCCGUCCGAAUGAAAUCGGCUACGUCGAAGGUGGUAACGGCCCUGGAUGUGUCUGUAGUGGUCAUGGCCAUCGUAUCGGGUGUUUACUGUGGGCUCUUCAGCCUAAACGACACGCUCGAGCUGAAUGCACGUCUCACUAAGAUCGACAACACGCUGAAUGCCUACAACAACUUCAGGCGGGACCGGUUGCGGGCCCUGGGCAUGGCCGCAGUCUCUCUGGUGGCCAUAGCCCUGUUGGUGGGCCUGGAUGUGGGAACCUGGAUGCGCAUUGCCCAGGAUAUGAACAUUGCGCAGUCGGACACGGAGCUCAAUGUACAUUGGUACAUCCCCUUUUACGGCCUCUAUUUCAUCCUCACGGGCCUGCAAAUAAACUUUGCGAACACCGCCUAUGGCCUGGGCAGGCGCUUUGCACGUUUGAACCGCAUGCUCGACAGCAGCUUUUUGGGGGACCACAAGGAAUGCGCUUCAUCCAAUCCGCUCAAGGUGAACGCGGUGAAGACCAUCAGCAUGAAACCUCCGGCGAUGCCCACGGCGCUGCACGCGAGUCUAACCAAGCUUAACAGCGAGACCCUGCCUAGCGAAUCGACAGGUGACAGCCGCAGUCUUAUCCUCAACGUGGAGUUACUCAAACUGGUCCCUUUUCCAGCCAAGAACAAGGGGCUUCUGCUCAAGGCCAUGGCCGACAGUCACGAGUCGCUUGGCAAGUGUGUGCUGCUUCUAUCCAACUCCUUUGGCGUGGCGGUGCUCUUCAUUAUGGUGUCCUGCCUGCUGCAUCUGGUGGCCACUGCCUAUUUCCUGUUCCUGGAGCUGCUCAGUAAGCGGGACAACGGCUACCUGUGGGUGCAGAUGCUCUGGAUAUGCUUUCACUUUCUUCGCUUGCUCAUGGUGGUGGAGCCGUGCCACCUGGCUGCCCGAGAGUCGCGCAAGACCAUACAGAUUGUGUGCGAGAUCGAGAGGAAGGUGCAUGAGCCCAUACUGGCCGAGGCGGUGAAGAAGUUCUGGCAGCAAUUGUUGGUGGUAGAUGCCGAUUUCUCUGCCUGCGGCCUGUGCCGCGUCAAUCGCACCAUACUGACCUCGUUCGCCUCGGCCAUAGCCACCUACCUGGUCAUACUCAUUCAGUUCCAAAGGACCAAUGGCUGAGAUGAAUAUAAAAAGUGGUUUCAUUUAUUAACACUAUUC
Drosophila kikkawai is the source of this 1380-nucleotide messenger RNA. Its product is annotated as gustatory receptor for sugar taste 43a. NCBI's taxonomy places the organism in Eukaryota, Metazoa, Arthropoda, Insecta, Diptera, Drosophilidae. Gene Ontology annotation, biological process: male courtship behavior; chemosensory behavior; sensory perception of taste. Gene Ontology annotation, cellular component: neuronal cell body; membrane; dendrite. The record is from RefSeq and is a predicted model, not a curated record.